GAAUGAUGGCAUUGGAUACAGUUUUACGGACUUAACCGACUUGGGAAUUAGCUGCAACCUCCAACAUGCCGUCCAAGCCUGCCCCAAUCAAGAAGGCGGCUAAGAAAGAACCAGCCAAGAAGGAGGAGGAGAAGGCUCCAGAGCCGGCGCCCGAACCCGCUCCCGCAGAGCCCGCUCCUGCCGAGGCCGCUCCCGCCGAGGCCGAAGCUGCACCUGCCCCACCAGCUGAGGAGCCCAAACCCCCCACCCCUCCACCACCCGCAGAUGCUGAAGCUGCUGAGGUGCCCGCACCAGAAGAGCCUAAAGCACCCACACCUCCACCACCUCCACCCAAAGAGCCCACAAGUGCUCCUGUGGAUCUGUUUGUUGAGGACAAGAAUGACACUUCAGUCACCAUCAUUUGGAGCCAGCCAGAGAACAUUGGAAUCACUGGUCUGGAUGGAUACACGAUUGAAGUUUGCAAGGAUGGAACUGAGGACUGGAAAGCAGUCAACGAGGAUCUGCAGAAGUCCUGCCGCUACGUCAUCAAGAACCAGACCACCGGCGACCGCCUGAAGAUCCGCGUGGUGGCUGUGAACGCCGGAGGCCGCAGCCCCCCUGUUGCCCUCCCAGAGGCUGUCCUGGUGAAGGAGGUUGCUGACCGUCCCAAGGUCCGUCUGCCUCGUUUCCUCAGGCAGAGAUACGUCGCUAACGUUGGAGCCAAGAUCAACCUAACCAUCCCUUUCACAGGUAAACCCAAACCUGUGGUCACCUGGACAAAGAAUGGACAGCCCCUGGACACAAAGAGGGUGAACAUCCGCAGUACCGAGAGAGACAGCAUCCUGUUCAUCCGUUCAUCCGAGAGAGAGGACUCUGGAGUGUACGAGAUGUGCGUGAAGGUGGAGGACUUCGAGGACAGGGCCUCGCUCACCCUUCAAAUUGUUGAGCUGCCAGGGCCUCCUGCCAGUGUAAAGAUUGUGGAUACCUGGGGCUUCAACGUUGCUCUGGAGUGGACCCCACCCACCGACAACGGAAACACAGAAAUCACAGGUUACACAGUGCAGAAGGCCGACAAAAAGACUGGAGACUGGUUCACUGUGUUGGAACAUUACCAUAGACUGAAUGCCACCAUCUCCGACCUCAUCAUGGGCAACACCUACAAGUUCAGAGUGUUCUCUGAAAACAAGUGUGGAAUGAGCGAGAGCGCUGCCAUUACAAAGGGGGAGGCCAAGAUCAUGAAGACAGGAAUUGACUACAAGCCUCCUGACUACAAGGAGCACGACUUUUCCGAGGCUCCCAAGUUCACCACCUCUCUGAGUGACAGAGCCACUACUGUCGGCUACAGCACCAAGCUACUCUGCUCUGUCAGGGGAUACCCAAAGCCCAAGGUUGAAUGGAUGAAGAACCAGAUGAUUAUUGGAGACGACCCCAAGUACAGGCAGAUCUGCGUCCAGGGUAUCUGCUCUCUGGAGAUCCGUAAGCCUGGUAACUUUGAUGGUGGUGUGUACUCCUGCAGAGCCAAGAACGAUCACGGAGAAGCAACUGUCAGCUGCAAACUGGAGGUCAAACAGCCAGCAGUUGCAGAUGCAGACAAGAAAUAGGUCAACAUUCUCAUAAUCACAGGAGCAGAAGGAAUGAGGCCUUUGCAGCAUAAGGAAGGUGCUGGAUUCCUUGAAGAACAUGUAUAUAUGGCUGGUGACCACACUACAAAAAGACUUGUUGGCUGUGACCGCUUGCCAAGUGUUACCCUAUGUUAUGAUGAACAAUUGUUGUCGCUUGAUGCCUUUAUCUUUCUCUACAUUAUUAAGUCCAUAUCCAUGUCCACAAUCAGCUUUUUCCCAAACGAUACUGUCUAUGGUAACUUAUUAACCACAUGUUCAAAUACUGUACCUCCCUAGUUGAUCAUCUUGUUAGUCUAACUAGGUGUACGCCAAGAAUAUCACAGCAUGAAUUUACUGUUCCUCAUAGGAGAUCUACAUGAAACAUCUACAUGUUUAUAUCAAUAAAUAAUUUAAUUUCUGG
Messenger RNA from Lates calcarifer (barramundi perch), 2001 nucleotides. RefSeq names its product myosin-binding protein H-like. Lineage: Eukaryota; Metazoa; Chordata; Actinopteri; Centropomidae. Gene Ontology annotation, molecular function: protein binding. The record is from RefSeq and is a predicted model, not a curated record.